Molecule: messenger RNA, 1880 nt
Organism: Terrapene triunguis (Three-toed box turtle)
Lineage: Eukaryota; Metazoa; Chordata; Testudines; Emydidae
Gene: SIRT7
Product: sirtuin 7
Exons: 10
Coding region: 276-1496 (406 amino acids)
Molecular function (GO): NAD+ binding
Source: RefSeq, a predicted model, not a curated record
UCCGCGGCCGACGCGGAGCCCAAGCGCUUCACUGCGCAGGCGCCGUUGGCGCAUCGCUCCGCCCCCUGGGCUUUGCUGGCUGGCGGGGCAAAGGCACGUGAGAGGCGGGGGCUCUGUCCUGUAACCCAAACUACUCUCUUUACCCGGAAAUAGCCGCUCUGGCCCGGAAGUGAACAUCAUCCUUCCCCCCCGCGACUCUGUAGCCGGAAGCGGAAGUACAAGGUCUGUCUACUCUUGGCUCAGUACCCGGAAGCGGCCGGCAUCCUGCGGCCGUCAUGGCGGCUGGCGGGAGCCUGAGCCGGACGGAGCGGAAAGCGGCAGCACGAGCCGAGAUUCUGCAGCAGGAGGAGCAGCGGGACCGGCGCAGACAGGUGUCCCGGAUCCUGAAGAAGCCGGUGGGGGAGCGGAACCCUGAGGAGAGCCUGCUCCUGGGCCAGUGUGAGGAUAUCGUGCGGGAGCUGGAGCGGCGGCGCAAGAAGCGCGAAGGGCUGCGCAGGAGGCAGGAGGAGGUUUGUGAUGAACCAGAGGAAUUAAAGAGAAAGGUCAUUGAACUGGCUGCAGCUGUCCGAAAUGCGAAACACCUGGUCAUCUAUACAGGAGCUGGGAUCAGCACGGCAGCUUCAAUCCCUGACUACAGGGGUCCUAAUGGAGUUUGGACGUUACUGCAGAAAGGGAGGAGUAUCAGGGCUACAGAUCUGAGUGAAGCGGAGCCCACACUCACCCAUAUGAGCAUUGCCUGCUUACACAAGCACAACCUGGUACAGCAUGUGGUGUCUCAGAACUGUGAUGGGCUCCACCUACGGAGUGGGUUACCCCAAGCAGCAAUAUCUGAGCUUCAUGGAAACAUGUACAUAGAGGUCUGUACUUCCUGCACACCCAAUAGAGAAUAUGUGCGAGUGUUUGAUGUGACGGAGCGCACAGCCCUGCACAGACAUCAUACGGGCAGGAUGUGCCAUAAGUGUGGGACACAGCUGAGAGACACAAUCGUCCAUUUUGGGGAGAAAGGGACCUUGAGGGAACCUCUGAACUGGGAAGCAGCAACAGAGGCUGCGAGCAAAGCAGAUGUGAUUCUGUGUCUGGGUUCCAGCUUAAAGGUUUUGAAAAAGUAUCCACAUCUUUGGUGCAUGAGCAAACCCCCCAGUCGCCGUCCAAAACUCUACAUUGUGAACCUGCAGUGGACUCCAAAGGAUGAUCUUGCUGCCUUGAAACUACAUGGGAAAUGUGAUGAUGUUAUGAGAUUACUGAUGGAAGAACUUGGUCUGGAGAUCCCAUGCUAUGACAGAACAAAGGAUCCUAUCUUCUCUCUGGCUAUUCCCCUUAGCCCCGAUGAAGAAGGCAGUCACAGUCGGAGACCCGUGGCACCACCAUGGAGCCUGGAGGAGGCGCAGAUGCAAGAGCAGCAGCAAGAGCCAGCUUCUCAGCUCAGCCUCUCUCUCUCGGGUGGCUGGUUUGGCAGGGGUUGUGCAAAAGGCUCCAAGAGGAAAAAAGUAAAUUGACUUUGUAAAUUGCCAUUUGAACACUAUAUUUUUAUGGAAAUACAUCAGCUGGUGCCCUUCCGGAUGGCUUUUCCCUACUGCCCUGGACUCAGCUGGGUUUGCCAUGGACUCCACACAGACUCUGCUGGUCUGAGGUGGGGGCAACUGGAAAAAACUGCAGGAGCCAUACCGUAUUUUCAUGCAACUAUUUACGAUGCGAAGACAGAGCUCGGAGGACAGCUGGGUAUUGGGCAACGGGGCUUGCAGUCUGAACCCUUCCCCUUAACCUCAGCACUUCACUCUGCUCUCUAGCAGCAGGGGCAGGCUGGUGCACCUGCCCUUUCCCCGCCUGGCGGGGUUCUUUUCGCUAAGUAAAGAAAGCCUGGACUCUCCUGCGGGUCUGUG